AUCAAUUCUAUUAAGCGAGUUAUUGAAGCUCCGACCACCGAAAUUUUAAAGUUUGGGUGAUAAAGAUAAUCAGUGCCACAUAUGCCUUGAACAUUUUUGUGAAUAGCCUCAACGUAACGAUUUCACUACCAACCUGCGCAAUGGCGCCUCUAGUGGAUAAUCCCAUGAUUGCAUCCGCAACAUUGCAUAAUCCAUGUUAGUAGCCACGCAUCCAUUCAAUAGCAGACCUGAUUCUAACCUAUCUCAGUACCGCUUUGGUUGCAUACUUAUAUCUGGCCCUUCGCUAUCAUAUGGCCUGUCUUCUUUCGAUAUUACCUUUCACAAGAUCUUUAUGACAAGCAUAUUGGCGGGCAAGAAUGGACCUUUGUCUGGUGUGGGACAAUUAUCACGGCGCAAAGUUUAGUAUGGCUGAGCACACAUUGGAACAUUAACUUGAGAGCUCUCUUUACUUCAACCUCCGCAAAGACUGUUUCAGAGGCCCAGUUGAUCAAGGUUCAUCCUAUUACGAAUGCUGGCUCUGCCGACUUUUGCAAGAUAGAUAGGGACAAUGUAGGUGGAAAAAGUGUCCUUCUAUAAUUGUGUCAGCUAACCUUGCCCCAGGCUGGUGGAAAAAGCAAUGUUUCCUUCCUCUUCCAAAAACGUCGAUUCCUCUACGACUCUUCGAAAAACUCGUUUGCACCCUUGACAUACUCGAUAGAUUCAGAGCCCAAGCCACGUUUGGAGACAUAUCAAAAGUCUAGAGGUAUAGAUUCUGCAUCCGAGCUUUCCAGAGUUCAUCAACAUUAUGGCGAUAACACUUUCGAUAUUCCCGUCCCUACAUUUUCGGAGCUGUUUAAGGAACACGCAGUUGCACCAUUCUUCGUCUUUCAGAUUUUCUGUGUUGGUUUAUGGAUGUUGGAUGAUUACUGGUACUAUUCCUUGUUUACCCUCGUCAUGCUGGUGGGAUUUGAGAGCACUGUAGUCUGGCAGCGCCAAAGAACCUUAACCGAAUUCCGGGGGAUGAGUAUCAAGCCGUAUGAUAUUUUCGUUUACCGAUUGAAUAAAUGGGAGGAAACACAAAGUGACAAGCUUCUGCCUGGAGAUCUAGUUUCAGUGGGCCGGACGAAGGAGGACAGUGGUGUAGCCUGCGACAUGAUUCUGGUCGAAGGAAGUGCCAUUGUGAACGAAGCUAUGUUGUCCGGAGAAAGUACACCAUUAUUGAAAGACUCAAUUCAGCUCAGACCUGGCGAUGCAGUAUUGGAACCGGAAGGACUUGACAAGAAUGCAUUCCUGUAUGGGGGAACAAAGGUUCUACAAGUUACGCACGGAAAUACCGAGGAAGAAAGGCCCAAGGUCGCUUCAGGCGUUCCUCUUCCUCCUGACAACGGUGCUAUGGCCAUUGUGGUAAAGACUGGAUUUGAGACAUCACAAGGAAGCUUGGUUCGAACUAUGAUUUACUCCACCGAGCGAGUAUCUGCAAACAAUGCCGAGGCAUUAUUCUUUAUUCUUUUCCUGUUAAUCUUCGCGAUCGCUGCAUCUUGGUAUGUUUGGGAUGAAGGUGUUAGAAAGGACAGAAAACGAUCCAAGCUUCUUCUUGAUUGCGUCUUGAUCGUAACCAGUGUGGUACCCCCAGAAUUGCCCAUGGAGCUCAGUCUUGCAGUCAACACUAGUUUGGCUGCUCUUAGUCGUUAUGCUAUCUACUGUACCGAACCGUUCCGCAUUCCAUUUGCUGGGCGGGUUGAUGUGGCGUGUUUCGAUAAGACCGGUACCUUAACCGGAGAAGAUUUGGUCGUAGAAGGCAUCGCUGGUCUUGGUCUAGGCCAUACCGGAACCGGUACACCCCGUGAAAAAGAUGGUGCCCACAGCCAUAUCACUCCCGUGCAAAAGGUUUCGCUGGAAACUACAUAUGUGCUCGCCACGGCUCAUGCUCUUGUCAAGUUAGACGAGGGUGAUAUUGUUGGAGAUCCUAUGGAAAAGGCUACAUUGACCUCGUUGGGCUGGACUCUUGGACGAAAUGACAUUCUUUCUAGCAAGAUUUCACCUGGUGCACCUUCAUCCGCAGUCCAGAUCAAGCGUCGAUUCCAAUUCUCAUCUGCUCUCAAACGUCAAAGCUCCAUCGCCUCAUUAACCGCGCUCAAUCCUCAGACUGGUAAGAAGGUCCGUUCUACAUUUGUUGGUGUUAAAGGCGCACCAGAAACCAUUAUGAAAAUGUUGGUUAAAGUUCCGGCCGACUACGAAGAAACAUACAAAUACUUUACCAGGAAAGGGUCACGUGUUCUCGCUCUUGCAUACAAGUACCUCUCUACCGACUCUGAACUUGGCUCGGGUAAGAUCAAUGAUUUGAAGCGCGAAGAAGUAGAGAGGGAGUUACAUUUCGCCGGUUUCUUGGUCCUACAUUGUCCUCUUAAAGACGAUGCGAAAAAGUCCGUUCAAAUGCUGAAUGAAAGCAGUCACCGUGUUGUCAUGAUUACUGGUGAUAACCCCUUAACAGCCAUCCAUGUUGCCAGAGAGGUUGAGAUAGUCGAUAGGGACGUUCUCAUCCUCGAUGCUCCAGAACAUGAUGACUCAGGGGAGAAACUUGUAUGGAGAAGUGUUGAUGACAGUAUCAGCAUUCCCGUCGAUCCUUCCAAACCCAUAGACAAGAAGAUUAUCGAAGAAAAUGACUUGUGUGUCACCGGUUACGCUCUGUCUAAAUUCAAAGAUCAAUCUGCUCUUUCUACCAUCUAUCGUUACGCAUGGGUAUAUGCCCGCGUUUCACCAAAACAGAAAGAAGAGAUUCUUACCGGGUUGAGGGAUCUCGGUUAUCAUACACUCAUGGCUGGUGAUGGUACAAAUGACGUUGGAGCCCUAAAACAAGCCCACAUCGGUGUUGCGUUACUCAAUGGCUCACAGGAGGAUCUCAACAAAAUCGCCGAACAUUUCAGGAACAAUAAAAUGAAAGAGCUUUACGAAAAGCAAUGUCAAAUGAUGACACGAUUCAAUCAACCAACGCCUCCGGUACCAGUUUUGAUUGCACAUAUGUAUCCGCCAGGACCUAAAAAUCCACACUACGAGAAAGCUAUGCAACGGGAAGCCGAAAAGAAAGGUACUACAGUGGCUCUCAUGGAAACAGCUGCCAAAAAAACUGAUGACGUGGAAACAAUUACUUCACCUGCUGCCCAAGCACUUAUUGAUGGCCAACAAAAUAAGCCUACGUUGAAUGAAGCACAGAAGAAAGCAGCUAGCCUUGCUGAUAAAAUGACCCAAAGUUUGAUGGACGCUGAAAUGGACGACGAUGAGCCCCCUACAAUUAAACUUGGUGAUGCAUCCGUUGCUGCUCCAUUCACCAGUAAAUUGAGUAAUGUCAUCGCCAUUCCCAAUAUCAUUCGUCAAGGUCGCUGUACACUUGUUGCCACUAUCCAAAUGUACAAAAUCCUCGCUUUGAAUUGUCUUAUCAGCGCCUACAGUCUAAGUGUGCUGUAUCUCGAAGGUAUCAAAUUUGGUGAUGGCCAAGUCACAAUCAGUGGAAUGCUCAUGAGUGUUUGCUUUUUGUCAAUUUCUCGGGCUAAGUCUGUGGAAGGUCUUUCCAAAGAACGACCACAGCCAAAUAUCUUCAACUUUUACAUUAUUGGAUCUAUACUUGGACAAUUCGCGGUCCACAUAGUUACACUCAUAUACAUCGCCCGUUUCUGCGAUAAAAUUGCUCCGUAAGUGAAGAUAUCUUUCACAUCCUUGAACAAGACAUACUAAUACUAUUGCAGACGUGACCCAGAUGUCGAUCUCGAAGGAGAAUUUGCGCCGUCUCUCCUGAACAGCGCCGUGUAUCUCUUACAACUGAUUCAACAAAUCUCCACUUUCGCCAUCAAUUAUCAAGGCCGUCCAUUCCGUGAAGCGAUUUCUGAAAACAAGGGAAUGUAUUACGGUAUCAUUGGAGUUUCCGCAAUUGCAUUCUCAUGCUCCACCGAAUUUAUCCCCGAGGUUAACGAAAAGAUGAAACUUGUACCUUUCACAUACGACUUCAAACUAGUCAUGACAACCACAAUGAUUGUCGAUUAUCUCGGCUGUUUCGUGAUUGAGAAAGUGUUGAAAGCACUUUUCAGCGAUUAUAAACCUAAAGACAUUGCGAUCAGAAGGCCCGAUCAAUUGGCUAGAGAACAGAAGAGGAUUGAGGAUGCUAAGUUGGAGACCAUCAAGGCGGAGGAGGAGAAAGCACAAAGAGAAAUCGAGGAGCUAGAGAAGAAAGUUAAGGCGGAGGAGGAGAAAGCACAAAGAGAAAUCGAGGAGCUAGAGAAGAGACUUAAGGCGAAAGGUAGAGCAUAAAUGUUGGCGAAGUAGAUAUAAUACUCAGGUAGAUUGUACAUUAUAGACUAUUUUAUCGUUUUGUACCAGCUGAUUGAUCUUGCUUCAUGCACUUUGCAGCUUCAU
Sclerotinia trifoliorum is the source of this 4383-nucleotide messenger RNA. The record is from the annotation of a GenBank genome assembly. NCBI's taxonomy places the organism in Eukaryota, Fungi, Ascomycota, Leotiomycetes, Helotiales, Sclerotiniaceae.